GCGACCGUUCUUUCGCCAUGUCUCUUGGGUGCGUCACCGGUGCAUGGUUCACGUGAAGCACGUUUUAACCAGUUUUAUCGCAGUGCCUCACAACUCGUGUAACCAUGGACGCCGGCCAGCUUAUUGAAAUCCUCCGGGCCACCAUAGACCCAAACCAGCGAGAGACGGCGGAGAAACAACUCGAGCAGGUACACAAGAUCAUCGGCUUUGCCCCGUCUCUGCUGCAAGUUGUGAUGACCGGCAGCGUGGACAUGCCUGUGCGUCAGGCAGGCGCCAUCUACCUCAAGAACCUGGUGGUCCAGUUCUGGCAAGAAAAAGAGCCACCACCGCAGACACAGCCGCAGCCCCAGCCGCUGCCCUUUCACAUUCACGAGCAGGAUCGAGCCAUGGUGCGCGACGCACUCGUCGACGCCAUGGUGCAUGCACCCGAGCUGAUCCGUGUACAGCUCUCGUCCUGCCUCGGCUGCGUGCUCAAGAACGACUUUCCGGGACGGUGGACGGGUGUCGUGGACAAGGUCUCCAUCUACCUGCAGUCGCCCGAGAGUGCCGGCUGGGCGGGCGCUCUGUUGGCCCUGUACACACUUGUCAAGAACUAUGAGUACAAGAAGCCCGAGGAACGAGAGCCUCUGCACGAGGCGAUGCAGCUGCUGCUGCCGUUGCUGCAGCAGCGCCUGGCACAGCUGCUGGCCGACCAGUCGGAGGCCUCUGUACUCCUGCAGAAGCUGAUCCUCAAGAUCUACUUUGCACUUGUCCAGUACCACUUCCCCUUGGGACUCAUCUCGCGCGAAGUGUGCACGCAGUGGAUGGAGCUUCUGCGAGUCAUCCUCGACCGACCGGUGCCCGACGUGGCCAACCAAGUGGACGAAGAUGAACGACCUGAGCUACCUUGGUGGAAGUGCAAAAAGUGGGCCUUCCACAUUGUCACACGCAUCUUUGAGAGGUACGGUAGCCCUGGAUCUGUGAGCAAGGAGUACGGAGAAUUCGCCGACUUCUUCCUCAAAGCGUACACCGAAGGAAUCCUCCAGGUGGUGCUCCGUUUGCUCGACCAGCACCGGCAGAAGGUUUACGUCUCGCCAAGGGUUCUCCAACAUGCGCUCAACUACUUGCGACACGCUGUGAGCCAUGCCUUCUCUUGGAAGUUCCUGAAGCCCCACAUAGUGGGCAUAGUGCUGGAGGUGGUGUUUCCCCUGCUCUGUCACAAUGACCAGGACGAUGAACUGUGGAAGACAGACCCGCACGAGUACAUCCGGCUCAAGUACGACGUCUUUGAGGACUUCCUGUCGCCCGUGACUGCGGCCCAGAGCCUGGUGCACACGGUGUGCAAGAAGCGCAAGGGUGUGCUGCAACGUUCCAUGGCCUUUGUCGUGUCCCUGCUCACCAGCCCCGCCUGCUCGCCCCGGCAGAAAGACGGUGCCCUCCAUCUGGUCGGCACCGUGGCCACCCUCCUGCUCAAACGCCGCAUGUACAAGGACCAAAUGGAGGCGAUGUUGGUGGCGCACGUCUACCCCGAGUUUGGCAGCCCCGAGGGUUUCCUGCGGGCGCGCGCCUGCUGGGUGCUGCACUACUUCUGCGAGAUGCCCUUUCGCACCGAGGCCAACCUGCUGCGCGCCGUCGAGCUGCUCACCCACUGCCUCCUGCACGACUCUGAACUCCCCGUGCGAGUCGAGGCGGCCAUUGCCCUCCAGGCCUGCCUUACCUGCCAGGAGAAAGCACAAGUAACCGUGAAGCCCAAGAUCAAAGAGAUCACCAUGGAGCUGCUGAAGAUAAUCCGGGAGACGGAGAAUGAUGACCUGACAAAUGUCAUGCAGAAGAUUGUCUGCAUGUACGCUGACGACAUUGCACCCAUUGCUGUCGAGAUGACUCAGCAUCUGGCGGCCACCUUCACCCAGGUGGUGGAGACGGGUGGCGACGGUGACGAGAAGGCCAUGGUGGCCAUGGGUGUGCUCAACACGCUGGACACCUUGGUGACGGUGCUAGAGGAGCAGCGUGAGCUUGUGGCCCUGCUGGAGCCCACCCUGCUGCAGCUGCUGGUGGGGCAGGUGUUGGGCCAGUCCCUACUGGAGUUCUACGAGGAGGCCCUCUCCCUUCUCUACUCCCUCUCCUGCCGGGGCCCCCUCUCGGCCGACAUGUGGAAAGCCUUUGAGGCCCUGUACCACGCUUUCCAGAAGGACGCCUUCGACUUUUUCACUGACAUGAUGCCAGCGUUGCACAACUUUGUCACCGUUGACACGCCUGCAUUUGUCAGCAACGAGCACCACCUGCUGGCUAUGUACAACAUGUGCAAAGCAGUUUUGGAGGGUGACUCCGGUGAGGACCCCAAGUUCCACGCGCUCAAGCUUCUCGAGGUGAUCAUCCUGCAGUGCAAGGGCCAGAUUGAUCCGUGCAUACCCUCGUUUGUGGAGCUUGCGAUCAGGACGCUAGCAGAGGCUGGCUCGGCCAUUGGUCUGCAGGUCAUGUGCCAGCAGGUUGUCAUAGCGGCCCUCUACUACAACCCGGUGCUGCUCUUUGAGACACUAAGCAAGAUCCAGAGGCCAGACACACAGGAGAACUUACUGGACCACUUUGUCAAGAUGUGGCUAGGCAACAUUGAGUACUUCAUGGGGCUGCAUGACCGCAAGAUGUGCGUGCUGGGCCUGUGCACGCUCAUCAGCCAGGGUUCUCGGCCACAGGCGCUGUCCGAGAUGGCACCCCAGGUAGUGCCCUCGUUGCUGGUGCUCUUCGAUGGCCUCAAGCGGGCCUACGCAUUCCGUGCCCAGGAGGAAGAAGAAUCUGAUGACGAUGAGGAAGAUGAUGAUGACUGUGAAAAUGAGGUGCUAGACUCGGACGAGGAUGAGCUCGACGACGAGGGUCAGGAGUACUUGUCGAGGCUGGCUCGCCGUGCCAAAAAGGGAUCGCCAUUCCCUGUCACCUCGGCCACCAUUGAGGAUGACCCUGAGGAUGACGAGGACGACGAGGACGAAGAAGAUGACGAAGAAGAAACGGCGCUCGAAUCGUUCACGACGCCCCUUGACGAGGAAGACUGCCCUGUUGACGAGUACCAGGUCUUCAAGGAGGUCAUGCAGGGCAUCCAGAGUGCGGACCCAAUGUGGUUUAGUGUCCUGACCACAGGCUUGUCUGCCGACCAACAGAAGUCCCUACAAGAAGUGUACCUGCUUGCCGACCAGAGGAAGGCAGCCGCAGAGUCGAGACGGAUCGAGAAGAGCGGUGGCUACGUGUUCCAGAACCAGACGGUGCCCACGUCAUUCAACUUUGGCGGUGCUCCCCUCUGCUAGCCGCCACAGCUCAACCAAGGCGUGCUUCUUCUCUCUGUUUGUCCCUCCAGCUUGCCUCCUUUCUUUCCCUGUUUGCUGUUCCAUUUUAGCCUCGGGUGUUUUCUUCCUUCUUUUCCGUGCACUCUUGCUGCCUUCUCAUGCGAGAGAAGGCCUCGUAUCUCUGCUGUGUGGGACACUUCUUUGCCAGUGCGACCGUGUGUGGGGAAGCAUUGUGCUUGUGGCACUAGACUUUUGACGCAGCGCCGACCCAUCUGCUGGGAGUAUGUUCCUAAUCUACAACUGCUGCGUUGCUGCCAUCAACACCAGCUGCGGUCCUUGCCCCAUCUGCCUCGACCGAACUUCUCCCAGGCUGCUUUCGGCGAGCAUCGGCGCUCUGGAGAAUUCGAAGAAACGACUGCCACCGAAAACACCCAAGCGGCUCCGCGUGGCCGCACCUCUCACCAAGUCUCGAAGCCAUUAGGCGUUCAAAUCGGCGAAAGCAUGCUGCUGCUUUCAGCACACGGAACAACUGAGAGACGAUGCUCGACUAGUGGCUUCUCUCGUGCUACUGCCCAUCUCCCUCGACACCCCGACGAUGACAGUUGGCACGUGUGCAUGUGAUGUGGUGACAAGUGUGUGCUGUUGUGUGCCGGACACCUUGCGAUAAAAGAAAAAAACUGUGGCAGCGGCGUUUAUCUCCCUGCAGAAAAACGUGAGAAGCACGGUUGUUUGCAGCUCUCUUCCACCUUUGUAGACGUGUGCUUUUGUCAAGAAAAAAAAAAAAGAGAAUGUGGUGGGCUGUUUGUCACAUUAAAGUGUGUAAAGCAUGCAUAUAUUUUGAUAGCAAAGGGGGCUUUGUUGUACAGUGGCUUGAUUUUCCCCCCGUGCUUUGCUUCGUUUCUUUGUAACUCUUCGAGCAUCUCAGUAACGGCGCUGCAUGCUUGGGCUUCGACCUUUGUGGCUGCGAAACUAGACUUAGCAGCCGGUAUGCGCAAUCGUGACUCAAUGGGGAAGAAAGUGGGUUCUGUGGCUUGCAUGACGUGAGCCACCAGUGUACAAAUGGAGGUGAGUGGUGUGUUGAGAAGAACAAGAGGCUACUAUUUUUUUUUCGUCACUCGUAGCGCACGUAACUGCGUGGCACCUAGUGUGGUCUUAAGACUGGUGUAGAAAAAAAGGGAGUGGCGGAGAGAAACGGAUGAGUUUAAAAUGACAAUUGUUGCCUUAAAGGUGUGCAAAAGAGGCUUGCGUGGCGGUCUCGUUGUGUUUGAGUUUUGCAUUUGGAACUGUGAGAGUACUGACAAAUAAAAUCUAUUGACACAAGUGGA
Molecule: messenger RNA, 4576 nt
Organism: Dermacentor silvarum
Lineage: Eukaryota; Metazoa; Arthropoda; Arachnida; Ixodida; Ixodidae
Gene: msk
Product: importin-7
Exons: 20
Coding region: 105-3272 (1055 amino acids)
Biological process (GO): protein import into nucleus
Cellular component (GO): nuclear envelope; cytosol
Molecular function (GO): small GTPase binding
Source: RefSeq, a predicted model, not a curated record